Molecule: messenger RNA, 1755 nt
Organism: Manihot esculenta (cassava)
Lineage: Eukaryota; Viridiplantae; Streptophyta; Magnoliopsida; Malpighiales; Euphorbiaceae
Product: replication factor C subunit 3
Exons: 10
Coding region: 86-1396 (436 amino acids)
Biological process (GO): DNA-templated DNA replication; DNA repair
Cellular component (GO): DNA replication factor C complex; nucleus
Molecular function (GO): DNA binding; ATP binding; DNA clamp loader activity
Source: RefSeq, a predicted model, not a curated record
UCAUUAAUAUUUAAAAUUUUUCUCAAGGUUCGCAGAGUCAGCCCAAUAAGGUCUAUUGGGCCAUAAAAGCUCCGAUUGACCCAAAAUGGAACUACUAAAAGCCCACACCCAGUUCGGCACCUGCCUCAAAAUCAGCUUGGCGCCAUCAGCGAAACCUCCUACCCGCUGUGCUCAGUGCUCUUGCUGCUUCUCAAAUCUCAGUCGAGGGAUCCUGAACUUGAAUUCUCCGGCUAGACAGAUAGCGAGAGUGUGUGAAAAGAUGACAGAGGUGGUAUCUCUUAUGGACAUUGACGAAGAUGAGAACCAGAACCGUAAUCAAAACCAUUCCUUGAAAUCAAACAAGGGCAAAAACGUCGUCGUUGCUGGCACUACGCCUGAUGCUAAAGCCACUCCCUGGGUGGAGAAGUAUCGCCCUCAGUCACUCGCCGACGUAGCUGCUCAUCGCGACAUUGUUGAUACCAUUGAUAGGCUUACCAGUGAAAACAGAUUGCCCCACCUCCUACUGUAUGGCCCUCCUGGCACUGGAAAAACAUCAACUAUUCUUGCUGUUGCACGUAAACUGUAUGGGGCACAGUACCAUAAUAUGAUCUUGGAGCUGAAUGCAUCAGAUGACAGGGGAAUUGAUGUAGUGCGACAGCAGAUACAAGAUUUUGCUAGCACUCAGAGCUUCUCAUUUGGGACAAAGUCAUUUGUAAAGUUGGUCUUACUAGAUGAGUCAGAUGCCAUGACUAAAGAUGCCCAAUUUGCCCUGCGUAGAGUGAUUGAGAAAUACACCAAGAACACUCGGUUUGCACUCAUCUGCAAUCAUGUGAACAAAAUUAUUCCGGCACUGCAAUCUAGAUGUACUCGAUUUCGAUUUGCUCCUCUCGAUCCUAUACAUGUUACUGAACGACUUAAACAUGUUAUAGAGGCUGAAGGGCUUGAUGUACCUGAAAGUGGCUUGCAAGCACUUGUACGACUUAGCAAUGGUGAUAUGAGGAAGGCCUUGAACAUAUUACAGUCAACACACAUGGCUUCUCAGCAAAUUACAGAAGAAGCUGUAUACCUUUGCACUGGAAAUCCAUUGCCCAGAGACGUUGAGCAAAUAUCUUACUGGCUUCUAAAUGAAUCAUUUGCAGAAAGUUUCAAACGAAUUUCUGAAAUCAAGAUGAGGAAAGGAUUAGCAUUGGUGGAUAUUGUGAGAGAAGUGACUAUGUUUGUUUUCAAGAUUAAGAUGCCAUCAGAUGUCAGAAUUCAUUUGAUCAAUGACAUGGCUGAUAUAGAGUACAGGUUGAGUUUUGGGUGCAAUGAUAAGUUGCAAUUGGGGUCACUUAUUGCUUCUUUCACGCGGGCUCGAUCUGCUCUGGUUGCUGCUGCUGUAAUUCUUCAGCUUAUGGACGAAUUCGCAUUUCGCUAGGAGAUUCUCCACUCCUGCUUUUGUUAACUUCUACCACUACCUCCAUUUUAAUUCUCUCAAAACCCGAUUGGAGAAAAAACUGAAUAUCCAACUAUCGAGGCAUAAUCAAAGCGAACAGGGAAUGAUGCCAUAGUGAACUGCUUGCCACCUAUAAAAGAAGAAACUUGGUGGAGGGUAGUGCAUUAUGGUAGUUCGAGGAGGCGUCCCUCAGCCCUGACUCUAAGCUACCCUUGAUGAUCUUGCCCCUUCCGCUGCAGGGUUGGAGAAUCAUUGUUCUUGCCCCAGAUUGUUUUGGGUUCCGCAAGGGCAUUUUAUGCUUGAUCUGAAUACUUUUACUAUAUUACAAUUUUCUCAUCUAA